Molecule: messenger RNA, 1112 nt
Organism: Triticum dicoccoides
Lineage: Eukaryota; Viridiplantae; Streptophyta; Magnoliopsida; Poales; Poaceae
Product: subtilisin-like protease SBT3.16
Exons: 4
Coding region: 73-873 (266 amino acids)
Biological process (GO): proteolysis
Molecular function (GO): serine-type endopeptidase activity
Source: RefSeq, a predicted model, not a curated record
UACGAAAUUGCACAGAGAAUUGAAUCAUACUUGGCGAUCACAGAGAGUCCAAUCGUGAAGGUGUCACCUGCCAUGACCGUUGUCGGAGACGGGGUGUUGUCGCCAAGGGUUGCUUCAUUCUCGUCCAGAGGCCCGAGUCCUCUAUUCCCAGGCAUACUCAAGCCCGACAUAACUGCACCAGGCGUCGGCAUCUUGGCAGCUAUGCGCGGCUUCUAUGUGUUAAUGGAUGGUACAUCAAUGGCAUGCCCACAUGUCUCUGCAGUUACCGCACUUCUUAAGUCGGUUCACCCUGACUGGUCGCCUGCUAUGAUCAAGUCUGCAAUCGUCACCACAGCAUCAGCGACCGAUCAAUUCGGUGAGCCAAUCGAAGCGGAGUCGGUGCCGAGGAAGGUGGCUGAUCCCUUCGACUUCGGUAGUGGCCACAUGGAUCCUGAUAGAGCCGCUAACCCUGGCUUGGUUUACGAUGUGGAUGCAAGAGAGUACAACAAGUUUUUUAAUUGCACCCUUGGAUCGUUCCAUGGUUGCGAGUCCUACCAACUCAAUCUCAAUAUCCCGUCGAUCGCUAUUCCAGACCUCAAGGAUCACGUCGCGGUUCAACGCACUGUCACAAAUGUGGGGGCAGUCGGAACAACUUAUCAUGCGGUACUUGAAGCUCCAGCAAGGGUGAACAUGUCCGUGGAGCCAUCUGUGAUCACAUUCGCCAAAGGAGGUAGCACAAGCAUGACAUUCAGAGUGUCGUUCGCUACAAAGCGGAGAGUGCAAGGUGGGUUUACCUUUGGGAGCUUGACAUGGUCAGAUGGAAAUACGCACUCGGUUAGAAUUCCCGUCGCAGUAAGGACUGUGAUACAAGACUUUGUUGCGGAUAUAUCUUAAAUACAUCAACUCAAUAGUGUGUCAUUGUUCAUGCACUCAUGUACUUGGCAUCGAAAAAUGUAGGGAACACUAAAAAUCAUUUUCUUACAAUAGUAUGAAAUAAACAUGGUAGUCCUCCAUGAUUACUGAGAUGUAUUGAUCCUUUUAUAUGUCUAUAUACUAGCAAAAUAUUGUAUGGUGGCGCCGCGUGUCCAAGGGAGCACAUACUUCGGGAAAUUUUAAUAAAAAUAUGUACUUGC